AUGAGAACAGAAGCCAUUGACGAGGUCAAUCAAAACAGAAAUAGAGGAAUGGUUCUUCCAUUUGAACCAUAUUCUAUCACUUUUGACAAAAUUAAAUACUCUGUUGACAUGCCACAGGAAAUGAAAGAUAAGGGUGUUUCUGAAGAUAGAUUGAUGCUUCUGAAGGGUGUGAGUGGAGCUUUCAGGCCUGGUGUUCUUACAGCUCUAAUGGGUGUUAGUGGUGCUGGUAAAACAACUCUGAUGGAUGUGCUUGCUGGGCGGAAAACUGGUGGAUACAUUGAGGGUACCAUUACAAUUUCUGGUUAUCCAAAGAAGCAAGAGACGUUUGCUCGUAUUUCUGGAUACUGCGAACAGAAUGACAUUCACUCUCCUCAUGUUACUGUGUACGAGUCCCUGCUCUACUCUGCUUGGUUAAGAUUACCUCCAGAAGUUGAUUCUAAAACUAGAAAGAUGUUCAUUGAGGAGGUCAUGGAACUAGUGGAACUGAACCCAUUGAGGGGAUCACUAGUGGGGUUGCCAGGUGUAAAUGGCCUUUCAACAGAGCAACGCAAGAGGCUAACCAUUGCAGUGGAGUUGGUGGCAAACCCGUCUAUAAUAUUCAUGGAUGAGCCGACUUCAGGGCUGGAUGCAAGAGCUGCUGCAAUUGUGAUGAGAACAGUUAGGAACACUGUAGACACAGGAAGAACUGUUGUAUGCACCAUCCAUCAGCCAAGCAUCGAUAUCUUUGAAGCUUUUGAUGAGCUGUUCCUGAUGAAGAGAGGAGGACAAGAGAUAUAUGUGGGGCCACUAGGUCGCCAUUCUUGCCAAUUGAUAAAGUACUUUGAGGGAAUCAACGGAGUGAGCCAAAUCAAAGAUGGCUAUAAUCCAGCAACAUGGAUGUUGGAAGUUACUUCUCCAGCUCAGGAAAUGAUUCUGGGGGUUGAUUUUGCUGAAGGUUACAAAAAUUUGGAACUGCACAGGAGAAACAAGGAUCUGAUUAGUGAACUAAGUUCACCUCGACCUGAUUCCAAGGAUCUGUAUUUCCCUACUCAAUACUCCCAGUCUUUCCUCACCCAAUGCAUGGCUUGCCUAUGGAAACAACAUUGGUCAUACUGGCGCAACCCGCCUUACACGGCGGUGAGAUUUAUUUUCACAACCUUCAUAGCGCUGAUGUUUGGGACAAUGUUCUGGGAUCUUGGCUCCAAAAGGACCAAUCAGCAAGAUCUGUUCAAUGCAAUGGGUUCUAUGUAUGCCGCUGUUAUCUUCCUAGGGGUACAAAAUGCUACAUCGGUGCGGCCAGUGGUGGCUGUUGAACGAACAGUAUUUUAUAGAGAAAGAGCAGCUGGAAUGUAUUCAGCAUUGCCUUAUGCCUUUGGACAGGUUGUUAUUGAACUUCCAUAUAUCUUUGCUCAAGCAGCAGUAUAUGGAGUUAUAGUUUAUGCAAUGAUUGGAUUUGAAUGGACAGUCGCCAAGUUCUUUUGGUACUUGUUCUUCAUGUACUUCACACUAUUGUACUACACCUUCUAUGGCAUGAUGACUGUGGCUGUGACUCCAAACCACAACAUUGCUGCAAUUAUAGCCUCUUCAUUUUUUGCAAUAUGGAACCUAUUUUCUGGAUUCUUAAUCCCACGCCCGAGGAUGCCUGUGUGGUGGAGAUGGUAUUCUUGGGCAUGUCCAGUUGCUUGGACAUUGUAUGGUUUGAUUGCAUCGCAGUUUGGAGAUAUAAAGGAAACCCUGGACACAGAUGUAGCAGUUGAAGACUUCUUGAGAAGUUACUUUGGUUUUAAACAUGAUUUUGUUGGAGUAGCUGCAGCCGCUGUUGCCGGGUUUGCUGUUCUUUUCACAUUCAUCUUUGCGUUUUCCAUCAAGGCAUUCAAUUUCCAACGGCGAUAG
This is a messenger RNA of Ilex paraguariensis (yerba mate), 1872 nucleotides long. The record is from the annotation of a GenBank genome assembly. NCBI's taxonomy places the organism in Eukaryota, Viridiplantae, Streptophyta, Magnoliopsida, Aquifoliales, Aquifoliaceae.